Messenger RNA from Verticillium alfalfae VaMs.102, 549 nucleotides. RefSeq lists its product as hypothetical. The record is from RefSeq and is a predicted model, not a curated record. Lineage: Eukaryota; Fungi; Ascomycota; Sordariomycetes; Glomerellales; Plectosphaerellaceae. The transcript has a single exon. The coding region runs from base 1 to 549 and encodes 182 amino acids.
AUGAACGCCAUCCAGGACGAGAAGAAGGCCGCCGCCCGCGCCGCCCACGCCGAGAUUGCCCGUCUGCGCGCCCAGCUGCGUGACAAGGAUGCCGAGAUUUACCAGCUCCAAAACGCCACCAUCAUCCUCGACACGGACAGGAUAUGGGCCCUCGAGAAGGAGCUCGACGACCUCAAGGACCAGCUCGACAACAAGACGGUCGAGAACAGCCGCACCUAUGCCUGGACGCUGGCCGCCAAGGACCCUUUUGCCGAUGACGGCAUGGACACGGCGACUGAAGACGACGACAACGACGCCGGCGGCGAUGACCGCUUCGACGACGACCGCUUUGGCGACGUGACCAUGGCCGAACUGGCCUGCAGCACGCCGACCCGCGCGAGGACCUCGUUCCCGACGCCGCCCCUGACGAGCCCUGCCCUGCCGAAGACGCCCUCGGCCUGGCGCGCCGCCAUCGUUCAACCGCCGACGCCCGACGCCCGUGACACGGCCGUGCAGGUGUCGCUGCUCGACCCGGCGAAGCAGGACCUCGAGACGAAGUCGACUCGAUGA